Toxoplasma gondii ME49 is the source of this 2021-nucleotide messenger RNA. RefSeq names its product FHA domain-containing protein. Bases 1 to 1671 code for a protein of 556 amino acids. NCBI's taxonomy places the organism in Eukaryota, Apicomplexa, Conoidasida, Eucoccidiorida, Sarcocystidae. The transcript is spliced from 6 exons. Gene Ontology annotation, molecular function: mRNA binding; protein binding. Gene Ontology annotation, cellular component: nucleus. The record is from RefSeq and is a predicted model, not a curated record.
AUGGAGCACCACUCGCGCUGCAGAGCCGCCCUCUCUGCGUCGACUUCUUCGCGCUCUGUCUACGACCCUCUUUUCUCCCGCGAGCGCCGACAGCUCUCCGACCAGCCGGAAAACGGAGAAGCCUCGGUUGUGCGUCCUCCUGGAAAGGUCGGCGCGGCUCGGAGUGCAUCGCGCAGUCGCGGAACGGAGGUCUCUUCUUCAGACACGCACCCACCUCCCCAGCGAGAGGUCGGAGAAGCGUCUUUCUCUGCUGGAGAGGCGGCUCUCCGAGACUCGGGGAACUCGCUCUCCUCUCGCGGCUCGCGACUGGCGACUUCUCGGUGUGACACCACUCGCUCCUCUUUCGGAGAGACUCCCGGGUCUUGCGAGCCCCCUUCGUCUCGAGAGUCACAGAGUCGAGACGAGGACGCGUUCAACGCGAAGCUGAAGAGACAGUCCCGAAGAACUCGCAGCCGCAGCCGAGGACGAAGCGAGAGGGAGAGAGAAGCUGAGAGACGAGAGAGAGAAGGACUGGGUUCCAGAGAAGAAAGACACUGGAGAGAACGAAGGGAAGGGAGAGAAGAGAGGGGAACCGAGAGGAGAGAAGGGAGAAGACACCCUGAAGGAGGACUGGAACGCUUGUUGCAAGUCGCUGCUGGGGCAACCGCAGCAGCAGAGGAAGCAGAGAAAGCGCGACGAGAAGCUGCGUUGCUGCGAGCAGCUGAGUGGCAAAGUCGUGCGGAGGAUACUCGCCUUCUACGGGGGGUGCCUAGGAGAGGAAUCGUGGAGUUCUCUCCUAAGUCCCUCGACAAGGCCGACAGACCUCGAAUCCCUGGCGGCGACUGUCCUUUUGAAAAGCGAGAGAACGAGCGCUCCGACAGAGAGCGAGGCGCCGCCAGCUGGGAAGUGAAGAAGGACCUGGCGGACGCGAAGGUGAAGAGCGAAAGCUUCCACGCAGCUACGAAGAGGGAGAAACGGGAGGAACAGACAGGGCUCACCCGGAGUCGGAAUCCGCGAAGUUUCUCCAAGUCACCGAACGAGGAGCACGAGGAAAAACACCCAUUUGCUUGGGGUCGACCCUCAGAGACUGGAACAGGACUCGUGAAGGAUGACGCUCGACAGGGGCAGCAUGAAACAGAGAAACAAGAUGCGUUGAGGCCAAAUUUCGAGCCCUCUGGACUGCUCAGCGAGGACCGGGGCGAGAACUCGAGAAACGGCGUCUCCUUGAAGCACACAGAGCCCGCAGACGCCGCCAUGCCCUCGAAGAAGUGGCGCCUCUACAUGUUCAAGAACGAUCGAACGAAACCUGCAGCAGAGGUCGCGAAUCAAGAGCCUGACAAGACGCUCCACCUCCAUCGCCGUUCGUCUUUCAUUUUCGGAAAAGACAAUCGCGUCGCCGACAUUCUCCUCAUGCAUCCGACGAUCUCCAAACAGCAUGCAGUUCUGCAGUUUCGACGGAAACUCGGAGACGUCAGUCCCUACAUAAUCGACCUUGAAAGCACUAACGGGACGUACUUAAACGGCGCGAAAAUUGAGACGUGUCGCUACUACCAGCUCAGAGAACAAGACACUCUUCGAUUCGGGAAGAGCACUCGAGACUUCGUUCUUCUGCACGCUGGAAGCGUGGCUGUGGACCUCAGCUACAAUUCUUUCUUGGACUCCCGGAGUGGAGGGCAGUCGACAGAGGACUAGUCGCUCCCAGGCAACGGGGGAAGAAACCGUCUGCAAGAGAGGAAGACACAGAAGAAAAAGAAGAGAAAGGAGACGUGGAGCAGGAACGCAGAAGGCAAAAGAAAAAAAAGCGGAGUCGCAGACAGGAGCGAAGGAAAGAGAAACACGAACAGGGUGUACAAACAUGGAGACAGAAGAGUUGACAUGCAUGCGCAAAGGCGGCAUGCUUGCGUGUGGAACUGCGUUUGGUGUGGCUGUCGUUCCCCCUUUUUUUCGAUUUUCUUUUUCUCUUCCGCUUUUCCACGUCAUUUUGAAAGUAUGACUAACUGCUUGCAAGUUUCCCUUGAACAACAGUGUAAAUCCAUUUCCCG